AUGACCUUCGCCAAGUUCGAAACCUUAUUCCUCGACAAGUACUUUCCCACGCCCCUUCGUUUGGCCAAGGAGCAAGAGUUCCUCAACUUGAAGCAAGGAACGAUGACCGUCACUCAAUACGCGACCAAAUUCGAGAAGCUGUCUCGUUACGCCCAAACUGUCGUUGCAACGGAGGACAAGAAGGCAAGAAGGUGUGAGUGGGGGCUGACCACUGCUAGAAGGGCUAUGGUAGCUCAGGCUUUUCCCACCUAUUCCGGCGUGGUGAAGUGCGCUCUUCGACUGGAGAGUGAGGAGAAUGAUUUCAAGAGCCGAUGGAAAAAGGCAACGAGCAACACUAGCGGACCAAUCCGAACUCAACCUUCCAACAACAACCGUGGACCCUACCCUGCCAAACCCUUCAUCUCGAUCCGAAACAACCAACCUUGGAAGAUUGCUGCACUAGGACGUGGCGAACCACAGAGGGGUGGCAGAGACGUAGCGACAGUACAGUGCUUCAACUGA
Messenger RNA from Rhododendron vialii, 501 nucleotides. RefSeq lists its product as uncharacterized. The transcript has a single exon. The record is from RefSeq and is a predicted model, not a curated record. Bases 1 to 501 code for a protein of 166 amino acids. Lineage: Eukaryota; Viridiplantae; Streptophyta; Magnoliopsida; Ericales; Ericaceae.